GAAGCAGGCAUGCUGAGGGAGCGACUCGAGGCUAUACAGCUUCUUGACUACACGCUAUAUGUGCUCUUCGCAUAUGUCUGGCUGAUCGAUAGCAGUUUCAUCCUGUUGUUGCUUCGAAUGUUCACGCAAAUUCAACUAUGCUCUCCAUCCGCUGUGCACCCAUUCUUUACUCUACCAGUUUUCGGGUUGAUUCUGCUCUGGCUAACCCUCAUCUGUGUGUUCAGCCACACAUGGUGGGACAUGGGCCGUAUAGACCCCCCGAGCUUUUUUAUCGACUUUAUCGAUAGAGAUCACAACCUCAGUCGGAUUCAGCUAGUAUGCAUCGACCUGCUGAUCGCUUUCCUUCAGCUUUUGCUCGUGACGCUGGCUUUCGAGACGCAGAAGCGGCUCACUAGCGACGACCUGGACAAUUCAACGCGUCCGCAAGCCAGUCCGGGCAUUAUCGGUCACGUACCUCCAAGGCAAUCACGCGCAGGUUACACCUCGAUUGACGCGAUUUCAACGUCAGAGUUUGACGAGGGACAAGGCUGGCACAGACAAGAUGAAGAAGCGCUGGCAUUUACAGGGCAAUCAAGUGCAGGGCACGCGCUCGAGAGUCGGACUUCGCUCACACACCCUAUUGCGGUCUUCCGGGUCAUGCAAUUCCUGCAGGAUGUGUGGCGUACGUCUGCAGGAGCGGUGCCAUACGAUAGGCGCGCGGGUAGCGCAGAGGACAUACCUGAAGAUCCUCGAGAUCUACGCGAUAGAGAACGCGAACAGCUGCGUUCAGUCCCAACGCCAGGUGUCGUCAGAAGCGCUGGUCGAAGAAUACGGCCUGGAGUCUGGCUUCAAGACGCAAGGCAACAGAUGGCACGCUUUACCCCCAGCUGGACCGGACCUGAAUCUUCGGGCGGUUCCUACACUCGCAUCGCGCAGGAAGACGGGCAACAAGAACAGUAGCCUAGCUAUUUUUUGCACUGUAAAUCAUUCGCACUCAACAUAGGUGAUGAUAGCAGUGAAUCUAUAGCGAGGAUAGAAAACAUGCACGGACAGAGGUACCACAGCCGUGCAGCCCCUCAGAAAGCGCCCAAAGGCGAAAAAAGAAUGUUGGACGCCUUCAAAACGAUGACAUUCACAGCCGUGAAGCUCUGAAUCGCUCUG
Tilletiaria anomala UBC 951 is the source of this 1140-nucleotide messenger RNA. RefSeq lists its product as uncharacterized. Gene Ontology annotation, biological process: SREBP signaling pathway. The transcript is spliced from 5 exons. The record is from RefSeq and is a predicted model, not a curated record. Lineage: Eukaryota; Fungi; Basidiomycota; Exobasidiomycetes; Georgefischeriales; Tilletiariaceae. Gene Ontology annotation, cellular component: Dsc E3 ubiquitin ligase complex. The coding region runs from base 10 to 939 and encodes 309 amino acids.